AUGUUGCAAGGAAGGUUUCCUGGUCAGAAGAAGGCGAGGUCACCGGCGGGUCCAUCCACAACCCCAAGAACACCAACGCCGGCGGCUACUUCAACACCGUCAACAACAGCGAGGUCACCGGUGGGUCCGCCCACAACCCAAAGAACACCAACGCCGGUGACUACCUCAAGACCGUCAUCAAUAACAGUGGCUCUGCUGGUGGCCUCAACAGCGUCACCAAGUGUGGCUACACCUACGGCCUCAAGAUCAUCAGUAAGGAUGGCUUCCUCCACCGCAUCAAGAACGUCAGCAAUGGCAGUUCAGCCCGCGGGCUCAAGAAUAUCAGCAACGUCGGCUCAACCCGCUACCCCAAGAACGACAACAACAACAAAUCUGCACGUGAUCUCAAGAACGUCAACAGCGGCAAAUCGGUACGUGACCUCAACGACAACAACAUCAAAUACAAAUGCGACCUCAAGAACGUCAACAAGGGCAAAUAUAUAUCCGACUUCAAGAACGUCAGCGGCAUCAGCGAUGGUGGCUCCUUCUACGACCUCAAGGAUGUCAACAAGAGUCACUCCAUCCGCAAGCAUAAGAACGUCAACAGGAGCAACGGUGGCAUCAAACCGGUCGACGAGACUGCAGCCAGGUGCGUCAACCUCAAGAACGGUUAGGACGACGGCCCCGCCCUUAUCUGCAAUGACAAGUCAUAGUCGUGCUGCUCCCACACGUCCAACUGCUUCGAGCACGCGCUGA
Molecule: messenger RNA, 735 nt
Organism: Triticum dicoccoides
Lineage: Eukaryota; Viridiplantae; Streptophyta; Magnoliopsida; Poales; Poaceae
Product: cell wall protein DAN4-like
Exons: 2
Coding region: 1-735 (244 amino acids)
Source: RefSeq, a predicted model, not a curated record